AUGUAUAGUUAUCUUAUUUCUAUUAGUUCUAUUGUGCUUAAUACUUGUAUUCCACUACUUCUGAUGGCUAUAUUUGCCAUCCAAACACUGAAAGAUCUUCAUCAAAGACGUGUUAAACCAACAAAUACUCGUGUCACUACAAUGAAUAAUCAGCAAUCUAAAGAUCGUCAAUUUACUAUUUUAGUUCUCGCUGAAGUAGCUGCCUACGUUUUGUUCGUACCAUGGUCGAGUGGUUUUGGCGUCUACCUACGAAUGACUCAAUCUAUGUACAAAAGUGCUUCGCAGCAAGCAUUGGAGCAAUUCAUAGUAUCAAUAUUUAGUAUACCUAACUAUUUAACACCAGCUAUCAGUUUCUAUCAAAAUUGCAUUGUGUCGAAAGCGUUACAUCAAAGAACAAAAGCACUAUUCUUUGGUCAAUGUCAGCGACAUCCUACCGGCGGUAGCAGUCGAGAUGUGAAUGUUAAAAUACCUGGCAAUCAGCCGAAUCAGCCGUAA
Molecule: messenger RNA, 495 nt
Organism: Adineta ricciae
Lineage: Eukaryota; Metazoa; Rotifera; Eurotatoria; Adinetida; Adinetidae
Source: the annotation of a GenBank genome assembly